This is a messenger RNA of Hylaeus anthracinus, 3379 nucleotides long. Its product is annotated as probable ATP-dependent RNA helicase CG8611. The coding region runs from base 138 to 3071 and encodes 977 amino acids. Gene Ontology annotation, molecular function: nucleic acid binding; ATP binding; RNA helicase activity. The transcript is spliced from 9 exons. Gene Ontology annotation, cellular component: nucleus. Lineage: Eukaryota; Metazoa; Arthropoda; Insecta; Hymenoptera; Colletidae. Gene Ontology annotation, biological process: ribosome biogenesis. The record is from RefSeq and is a predicted model, not a curated record.
CCCCCGCAUGCGCAGUACGUUUGAAAUCUUGGAGAAGCAAGUGCGCGCUUGACAUGUGCUUUUAGGUUAAGUGUCGUGUUUCUUGGUAACUUGCGUAUGUUUCUUACGUAUGAAAAUUGGAGAAACAACGUUCAACGAUGACUGUGCAGGAUACGGACAUUUCCUUGAAUAUAUCUUCGGAGCCUGCUUCUAAGAAGAAAGCUGGAAACCAAGAUGACUCUAUACUUAGUUUAAUGAAAGAGCAGAAAAAUAAGACCGAUAAAAGUACAGUUAAAAGUAGCAAUAAAUCAACACAUGAUCUAGUUCGCGUAACUACCAGCCCAAAAGCAAAGAGAGUUAAACAGAAAUUAUUAUCUUCAAUUGUUGCACGAAAGUUGAAAGAAGCUAAUUCAUCUAGUCAACCUACCCUUGCAACAAAGAAAGUAAAAUUUAAAACACAACUCAUAGAUACAGAACGUAAAACGUUUAAACAACAAUUAGAGAAGGUACCCGUAAAGAUAAAUGAGAAAGCUAUCGGAGCAGAUAGGUCAUUACCAGCCACAGGUAUCGAAGCUUCUAGUGCUCCUGUUGUGUCAUUUACUAAGGUUACCCGAGAAAACUUUGGCAAAACAUUAUUAGCAAAGAAAAGAAAUGUCAAGGAUGCAGACUCCAAAAAAACACUUUCAAAUAUAUUUUCUAAACAAACAAAAUCUGAAGAUACUAAAAUUAAUACAUUAAAGUCAGCUGAAGAAGCAGAUGUAGAUGAAGAUGUUAUGCCAAUGAUAAAAUCUAAAUUUAAGAAAUCAAAGAAACUGUCAUCUAUAUCAAAUACAGAUGUUAGCGGUAAAACAAAUAAGAAUUAUGAAGACAAAUCAACAAGUCAAAGUCAUACGAAUGUACAGAAUGAUAAAAGUACUCGUGCUCCCCUUAGGCCUGGCACAAUGAUAUCUUCAUUGUUUAGUCAUAAUCCUGAAAUACCAAAUAUUGGUCAAAGAUUUGUAAAACCGAUAAGCGAACCAGUUUUUACAGGAACAACUUUUGUCGAUCUUAAUGUACAUCCUUUCACUAUAUCUAACUUGGAGCAGAACAUGCAAAUCACUAAAAUGACAAUAGUUCAGCAGAAAGCAAUUCCUUGGAUACUUUCAGGCAAAGAUAUUUUAAUUAGGUCUCAAACUGGUUCCGGCAAGACACUAGCAUAUGCUUUACCAAUCAUUGAGUUUUUACACAAAAUCAGACCAAAACUGAAUAGAAAUAGCGGAUUGAAAGCUCUUGUAGUUGUACCAACUAGAGAACUAGCUCUACAAACCUACGAGUGUUUCUUAAAAUUAAUCAAACCAUACACAUGGAUUGUGCCAGGGUAUUUAGCAGGGGGUGAAAAGAGGAAAGCAGAGAAAGCUAGAUUAAGAAAAGGUUGCAAUAUAUUAGUUUGUACACCUGGUAGAUUGUUGGAUCACAUACAACGAACGGAAGCUUUAAAACUUAAUCACGUUAAAUACUUUGUUUUGGAUGAGGCUGAUAGGAUGCUUGAGAUGGGAUAUGAAAAAGAUAUAUCAAGUAUAGUGAGUGCUUUAAAGGUGUCGACACCAAGCGAAAAUUCAGGUUACGAUGCGAUGAAAAUUCUUCGACAAAACGUGAAAAAAGUAUUCACCGACGAGGAUGUCGAGAAUAUAGAAGAAACUACUGGUUCAAAAAAUGAGACAACGAAGGAUGAUCUGACGAAUUUAAAACCCGAAGACGAUACGAAAAAAGAUGUCGUUAAACAAAGGCAAGCAUACCACUCUAGUAGCGACGAUGAUUCGGAGGAAGACGAACCUUUCGUCAAAUCGAAACAAUUGAACAAACGGAAGGAUGUCGCCAAGUCCACCGAAAAAAAAGUAUCCGGUUCGCUAGAAAAUGAUGCGCGAAAAGAUAAAAAUAGCAAUGAAAAUGAAUCCAGAAGACAAACGAUCUUACUUUCCGCGACUUUGACGCAAGCCGUGGAAAAAUUAGCGGGUCUCGCGAUGGAGCAUCCUAUAUUUCUGGACGCCGCGAAAGAAAAUUUAGAAACAAUUGGCGAUAGUACGAGCGACGUAAACGAAGAUUUAAUAGUCCCCCAAAGUGUGAUCCAGACCUACAUCGUUACGCCGCCGAAAUUGAGGAUGGUGACCUUGAGUGCUUACAUCGCGGGAAAGUGUCAGAGCCAUGGACAGAGCAAACUUUUAAUAUUCAUGGCCACCCAGGACAUGGUUGAUUACCACACGGAAAUACUGUCUACUGUGCUCACCAAACCGGUUGACGAAGACGACGAGGACUCCGAUCCUCUGGUCGAUAUAGAGUUUUUCAAAUUGCACGGGAACAUGACUCAAAAGGAGCGAACGGAGGUUUUCAAAACGUUCAGGCUGGCGAAAACCGGGGUUCUACUCUGCACGGAUGUCGCGGCUCGUGGAUUGGACAUGCCAAAGGUGGACUGCGUGGUUCAAUACACCGGGCCGAUCUCAGCCAGGGAUUACGUGCAUCGAAUCGGCAGAACGGCGCGUGCAGGAUCCUCUGGAACGGCGACCAUCUUUCUGACGCCGCCUGAAGUCGAGUUUGUCCGAAUGCUCGAGUCCAGGCGCAUCAGGAUCAAGCAGGAAAGUAUGGAAGACGUUUUGGAUAAAUUGCUGACCCCUCUGUGCAAGCACUCUUCCGCUCAUAACGCCGCGAUCGCGCUGCAAAACGAGUUCGAGAAUUUGGUGCUCGAGGAUCCGAAGCUUCGGGCGAUGGCGUGCAGAGCGUAUACUUCUUGGGUACGUUCCUACGCCCGCUAUCCGCGCGACAUGCGUGAGAUUUUCAACCGGAGGAACCUUCACCUAGGCCACUUCGCCAAGAGUUUCGCGUUGAGAGAAACUCCGAAACGAAUCGGUGGAAUAGGGAAAAAAAUACACGAGAAGGAUACCACGAAGCAACAGCACAACAAUAGGCUUACGAAUGAACGACCCGACGGGGUGCCGGCAAAGAAACGGAAGCAUCCGGAUGACAAGCCGAGGACGGGGUUACUGAAGAAAGUCAGGAUGCUCAACACCUCCGAGUACGACAGCGGCCUCGAGCCACCGAGGAAGCCAAAGAAAUCCUGAGCGUCGCAUUAACACCUCGACUACCUAGUAAACAGAAUGCGAUUUCGUUACCGUGAUUCCCACCUCUCGUGUAAAUACACACACCCUCCUUUUAACCGUACGGUUAACCGGAGAAUCAGGUUAGCCGUUCCUCCCAUGGAUUCAAUACCGCUUGUCGCGUUCUCGAGCACGCGGUGUAUCACCCCACAGGUGAGAAUGUUCUGUACAUAAUUUCGCAAGAUGGUCGCACGAUCCAACGAGCUAAUUCCUUGGAUGUUCGUCGAGAAAUAAAUUUGUAACGUAAGGUGUCGUUACUUCGAUCGAAAUAA